AUGUCUCAGAAGGAGCGCGUCGAGGCUGGUAAGCCCACUGGUACACUCGGUUCCCAGGACAGCUGGAAACAAGCUGGCAAAGCCACGUCAGAGACAAACAUGGAGCUGGCCAUUCCACCCACGUUACAAACCGAAAAUGCCACCGCUGAACACAUAGCUCAGGAGCCACCAGUAGAACGGCCUGAGGUGGCUGAGAGAGAGGCGCCCUUUAGAAGGAGUCAAACAGACACUGAAACCAAACCGGAAUCCAGCACAGUGUCGCAGAUCACAACCCAGGAGCCUAAGGUGCAGAGUGGGGGGCCAACAUCAGGAAGGCCUCCUGCUCAACCUAAGGUACCUGACAAGAGGAGACCUGAGCUGGGUCCAUGCGGUCCAGCUGUGAACGGCAUGCCAUUGCCAGCGCACUGUCCCCAGCGCCCUGCCAGGAUACCAGCUCCUCAUCCACCAAGAGCCAACCCUCCCCACAGAGGCCAGCAGAUCGGCAUGGGACCAAGAGGGCAGAGGGGGCAUCAAGGCCAGCCAGGUUUGACAGGGCCACGUGGGCCCAAAGGCGAUAAAGGUUACGCAGGGCCAAUGGGCCGAACCGGUCGCACUGGAUACAGGGGACCUAUCGGGCCUCCAGGGAUGCCUGCCAUAAUUGUAUGGAGAACCUCGGAGGAGGAGUGGAUCAUCUUCAAAAAAAAGAAGUUUUAUAAAAAGCUUGUAUCGUCUUGGCCGAGACAGAAGGGUCCCCCAGGGCCGAUUGGCCCCCCUGGAGAUCCCGGGCCCCUGGGACCACCUGGGAUUUCUGGGAAGCAGGGAAGAAAAGGAGACACAGGAAAAACCGGGAGGAUAGGGCCUGUAGGGAUGCCUGGUCCUCAAGGAAGACCCGGACAGGAAGGGACACCUGGGAAAGAUGCACCUGAUGGCUCACCUGGCCCAUCUGGGGAAGAGGGCCCACAGGGUUAUGGAGGCGAUCGGGGCAGCAAGGGGGAGCUGGGUGAGUGGGGUUAUCAAGGUGAGCCAGGGCCACAGGGGAGCAGAGGAAGGAAAGGAGAAAAGGGGAACAAAGGAGAGAAGGGCUUCAUUGGCAUCACAGGGGGAUUCGAGGGCCGAGAGGCCCAAUUGGAUUUCUCGGAUCACGUGGGCCCCCUGGAGAGCCUGGCGGAUCAGGUUUCCCAGGAUCACCAGGACCGCCUGUACGUUUAA
Molecule: messenger RNA, 1188 nt
Organism: Sardina pilchardus (European sardine)
Lineage: Eukaryota; Metazoa; Chordata; Actinopteri; Clupeiformes; Clupeidae
Product: collagen alpha-2(I) chain-like
Exons: 13
Coding region: 1-1188 (395 amino acids)
Source: RefSeq, a predicted model, not a curated record